Molecule: messenger RNA, 1691 nt
Organism: Rhododendron vialii
Lineage: Eukaryota; Viridiplantae; Streptophyta; Magnoliopsida; Ericales; Ericaceae
Exons: 4
Coding region: 479-1027 (182 amino acids)
Source: RefSeq, a predicted model, not a curated record
AUCUGAGAUUUUAGUUUGCUACUUCUUGCAUAAGGGUAUUUUGGUAAUUUUGCUCUCAAAAGUGGUGGGCCAUGGCCACUAUUUGGGUUAUUUACAGAUUACUUUAACGGGUUUUCGGACUUUCAAUGUUUUCCCUCUGUGUCCCGAUUUUUAUACACUAUUUUGUCACAUAGUGGUUUGGACUUGGGGGCUUUCUGGUAAAAUCACCUCACCUGGCCCCUGUGCACGCUGGAAUUUUUCCUGGAAUCCAGCUCGUUUGUCUCCAAGAGAGAGAGAGAGAUGGUGAGAGGGCGACGAACUCGCCACUCCCAUCGACCAACAGCAUCGGCGAGCACAACUAGCGGAGCCGCCUCCACCUCCACCUCCACCUCCACCUCCACCUCCGACCACCGCCGCAGGAGCCGAAAUCUGCUCGGCCCAGCAUUGGCGAAUACAAUCGACGCCACAUCAAGACGGCCGGUUAGGCGUCUCAGAGCAGAUGACGCCCGAUCAGCUGCAAGAGGAGAAGAUUUGGAGUGGAAGGUUAGGGAGAAGCUUAGCUGCUGGGUCAUCUUCGGCGCCAAUUGCAAAUACGAGGAUGAUGCCAAUAUGUUCGAUAGAGUUGUCGGUGCUUUCACAACUUAGCAAAUCCUGUCAUUUCAGGUAUGUCGAGUUACCGAUUCGUAUAUAUCAUUCUUUCCAUGUGAGCGAGCUAAAGCGGCUGCUUAGCCUAUCGUGUUUAAAGUGCUUAAAGAUGAAGAAUAGGAAGGAGUAUAGGGUGCUGCCAAUGAAUUACAAAGCUUAUGGUGACUUGCCUGUUGGCGUCGAAGAGAAUUUUCAAUCAAUCGUCGGUUAUUGGCGCGGUGUUUUCAAGCGUAUUCCCUAUUUACCGUUUGACCAGUGUUUGAAGACAAGAUGGCUGGGCUCGGAAGAGAUGCCUCAGGAACUUGGAACAAGUUGGGAUACAAAUUGGUUAUCGACGUCAGUAUUUUGGCAGAUUGAUUUUGUUUUGGAGGUGUAUUCUUCCGAUCGUGACUUUUGUAUUUAGAGGCUAGAUAUGAAGAUCUUAAUCUUUCUAUUUGAUUAAAUUGAUUGGAACCUGGCACUCUUUGGAUUAAGGCUGUAAGCUUAGUCAUGUAUUAGGAAUUUUCCGUCUCUGGGAGAAUUUCACGCUUGGACUCUACUCAUUCAUUAUUGCUGGGAUGUGGAGAAGUUGUUUGCGGUGCUUGUGGAGAAGGCAUAGAUAGGAAGAUGAGGAAAUAACAAGAAGUUCUUUCUUGUUCGAUGAAGCGGGUGCAACUGUAGUUGAAAAACACGAUCUUGAUUCAUCUCCAUUUGCCACUGUGGCAUGCAAUAUUUGCAUGGAGGAUGUACCUGAUGCUGCAGUGAUAAAAAUAGAGUGUGGCCACAACUUUUGCAACAACUGUUAGCUUGGUUCUUUUGUCUGUUGGCUUGCUAGCUUUAUUACCUUAUAGUAGUUAUCUAAGGAAGUUUCUGAAACCAUGGACUAGCCUAUGGGCCACCUUAAUGCACAGGCCCACAGAUCUCGCAGAUUUUAGAUGAAGCUUAGGAUCCAAUUAUUGUAUUUAUGCUCCUGCUACUGUUCUACCUAUUUGAUACUUUGGAAUUACCUUCCUCAGGGGUUUUUAACUUUUUGUUGGGAAGUGUGUUUACUACUAGGUUGUUUAGAAAUAUAACUUCUUUGGGAAAAA